This is a messenger RNA of Dipodomys spectabilis (banner-tailed kangaroo rat), 1235 nucleotides long. It is a transcript of the gene Cabcoco1, whose product is annotated as ciliary associated calcium binding coiled-coil 1. The record is from RefSeq and is a predicted model, not a curated record. Lineage: Eukaryota; Metazoa; Chordata; Mammalia; Rodentia; Heteromyidae. The coding region runs from base 6 to 917 and encodes 303 amino acids. The transcript is spliced from 8 exons.
GCAGCAUGGCGGCCACUUCGGUGGGGACGACUCCAGCGGGGACGACCCCCACGGGCCCGACCCCGGGAGGAAGCACGCCAGAGAAAAAUUCUUCAUCUGAGGAGGAAGGAGAAUUUUUGUCUUCAGAUUUUCUAUCAAUUGAGCAGAUCACAAAUUUGCUAGCUGAGGACAUUGGAGCAGAUGGAAUUCAAGAAAAACUGCGAACAUUUUUGAAUUUCAAAAAUAUUCAUACUCACUUAAAGGAUGCCAUUCUACUAGAUUAUUAUGUGUCUGGAUUCUUGUGGGCUAAAGAAAUGGACUUCUCUAUUCUUCAAAAUUCAAAAUUUAUGAAUUUACUAAAUAUGGUGCUUCAUAAUCUCAGUACACUACGUAUGUCCUUAAAGGAAAACAUAAAGUGGCUUGGGGAAGUUAUGGCUGAACUUGGACCACACCCUUCUGUUUCAGAAAAUGAGCAGUGGAAUACUUUUGAUGUGAAACAAGCCAAUGCUAUUAUUGAUUAUUUCAAAACCAGUUUAUUUCAACACUACAAGCUCUAUGAGUUUUUGUUUUUCUCUCCAAGAGAAGAAAUCGUGAUUGGAACCGAGCAAGUGAUAGAGGUUGUCAGGCCUACAGGCUACCAAUUCCCAGAUCCACUGGAAGAAGGAAUCUCCUUUGACAUUUAUUCAACAUUCAUAGAGCCAGUAUCAACACUGGAUACAGAUGUGAAGGCUGAAGAACAAGAAAUUCCAGAGGAGAGCCAGGCAGAAAGUGACACUGUAGAAAUGGAUCCCUUAGUCGGCUACACCAUUGAAGAUGUAAAAUCAGCUCUGGCUCAAGUGACAGAUAUCUUACUGGGCAUUCAGACUGAGAUAAACCAAAAGCUGCAAAUACAGGAAGAGGCCUUUAAUGAACGAAUUGAAAAAUUGAAAAAAGUCUGAAGAAUUGAGUAACAAGGAGAACGUUGUUGAACUUCAAGAAACAAACCAAAGUCAUCAAAAUAAUGAUUCUCUAGGGCACCAGAUCUUCAUCAUUUAGCUGAAAAAGGAAAACCCAGCCCCACUUUUUAUUAUCCUAAGUAAUUAGAAAAGUAGAAGCCUCAACUUUGCCAUCGCCUGCCCUAUAACUGCCACUCCAUUUAUUGCAUCACAUAUAAGAGAAUACUUUGGAUACAAGAGUUUGGAGAAUUAUACGUAAAACUAUAAUUACUUUUAUGAUGGCUUUUUGACAUUUGGGCUAAUAAAUGCUAUUCAUCUUCA